This is a messenger RNA of Thermothielavioides terrestris NRRL 8126, 978 nucleotides long. RefSeq lists its product as uncharacterized. The record is from RefSeq and is a predicted model, not a curated record. Gene Ontology annotation, molecular function: cyclin-dependent protein serine/threonine kinase regulator activity. Lineage: Eukaryota; Fungi; Ascomycota; Sordariomycetes; Sordariales; Chaetomiaceae. Gene Ontology annotation, cellular component: nucleus. Gene Ontology annotation, biological process: regulation of transcription by RNA polymerase II. The transcript is spliced from 2 exons. The coding region runs from base 1 to 978 and encodes 325 amino acids.
AUGGCACACAUGACGAACCCGCUGGCGACGCCAGAACAAUUAUUCCAGCGACGCUCCUUCGGCGCCCUCCCGAUGGACCUGCAGGACGCCGUCUUCUUCGCGACCCAAUGCCUGACCCAAGCCGCCGGCAUCCUCCUCGAGCUCCCGCAGUCCAUCACCGCCCAAGCCAAUGUCCUUCUGGCGCGCUACUGGCUUGUCGAGCCCAUGAUGUCGCACGAGUUCAGCGACGUCUCCGCCGCGAUCCUCUACCUCACGGCAAAGUGCUCCGACCUCCCGCGUUCCCCGCGCGACCUCUGUCUCGUUUACACGCACCUCCUCUCCCGCACAAGCAGCACCUUCUUCCGCCCCGCGCACCUACCGCCUCCACCCCCGCCCCUCUCGCCUUCCAACCAACCCCCCACCCAAGCCGACUACGCCGCCUUCCACGCCCGCCUCCUCCCCCUCGAAGCGCACAUCCUCGCCUCCCUGUCCUUCAACACGCACGUCGCCCUGCCGCACCCGCUCGCCGUCACCUACCUGCAGGCGCUCGACUUCUUCGGCCAGCCGCGGCGGGGCCCGCUCGCGCGCCGCGCCCUCGCCUACCUCAACACCGCCCUGCUCUCGCCGCAGCUGCUCUACCUGACCAGCCAGCCGCACGCGCUGGCCGUCGCGGCGCUGUACAACGCCGCGCGCGACGUCGGCGCCAGGAUGCCCGCGUGCGACUGGUGGGAGGUGUUCGAUGUCGAGCGGGAGGAGCUGGGCUUCUUGGUCGUCGGCAUGCGGAGCGUGGACGGGUGGGGGAGGAAGAUCAGGGCGGAGGCCAUUGAGGGGUGGGAGGGGGGCAUGGUGACGAGGGAGGAUGUGGAGAGGGAGUUGCGGAGGAGGGGGAUUGGGGUUGGUGCUGGGAAUGAGAACGGGGGUGGGCUUGGUGAUGCUGAGGAAGAGAUGGCCAGGAGGAUGGAUGAGAAGAUGGCGGCGAUGGAGGCGGGCGCUGCCUAG